AUGCGCCGCCGUGACCUCCGACGAACGGUGACAGGCGUGGGGACACGGAAGACCGACACGCAGGGAGAGGGACCUACACUAACAUACAGAGAAAACGAGAGGAGCCGGUCACGACGUCGCGCCACGGACGACCCGCCCCCGCCCCCGGGGUCACCGACCGCUGGGGAGGGAGUGUUCCGGGAGAUAGCUUCUGAGGCUUGGCUGACGACUGUCGAGUGGCCAAUAAAUACUUUAUAUACAUAUACGUAUCUACAUGUACUCAGGUCUGCGGGUAGAACGAUUUGGUCUGCACUUUGUACGCUCGAGUCGCCCCGAGUGGAGCCGGGCGCCGUACACUAG
Danaus chrysippus (African queen) is the source of this 339-nucleotide messenger RNA. The record is from the annotation of a GenBank genome assembly. NCBI's taxonomy places the organism in Eukaryota, Metazoa, Arthropoda, Insecta, Lepidoptera, Nymphalidae.